Molecule: messenger RNA, 1295 nt
Organism: Lolium perenne
Lineage: Eukaryota; Viridiplantae; Streptophyta; Magnoliopsida; Poales; Poaceae
Source: RefSeq, a predicted model, not a curated record
CCAGGCUGUACAGGCUUUCUUGUGGGUUCUACGUACACCAUAUAGAGUGCGAGUUUACCAUCAUGCCCUCCAGUCCGAAGGGGUAUCGGAGGAUCUUAGCCGUCCUUGUGUUUCACAGACUUAAGUUUUGACUUGGGGUGGAGCACCGGAGCAGAAGCGCUCCAGCCCAUCAUCGGCAUGGAUAUGGCCACGCUCCUCUGCUUCUCUUCGGAGGUUGGGGAGUGGGUCGAGAAGCACGUCCAUUACCCUCUCCCGCCCCGGCCGUGGGCUGCCAUCUGCGUGCUCUCGCACCUCGGGAGGCUCUGGUGGGUCGACCUCUCAUGGGGCGUCAUCACCUGCGACCCCUUCGCCGACGAGCCGGUCCUGGGCUUCAUCCCGCUCCCUGCAGAGAGGGUGCUCAAGUGCAGGGAAGGUUGGGGAAUCGCCGACAAGUACCGCUGCGUGGGGGUGAGCGGCGCCAACCUGCGUUUCGUGGACAUGUACCCUCGUAGCGGGUGCGCUCCCAAUGUCGCCGUGUGGACUCUGGCCGUGUGGACGCUGCCCGAUGCGGACUCCAUGGAGUGGACGCUGGAGCAGGAGGCGAGGUUUACAGAGAUCUGGGCCGAUGAGAGCUACCAGGCGACCGGACUGCCCAACAAGAUUCCCGUGCUCGCCCUGAUUCACCCCAGGAACCCCGACGUGGUCUACUUCUUUCUGGAAGAGCACCUCUUCGGCGUUGACGUGCGUGCGCGAAAGGUAGUGGAGUGCGAGCUCUAUGGGCUGGUUGCGCCGCCGAGCUGCCGCAUGGCCAGCCGCUUCGUCCGUGCAUGGGAGCUGCCUCGGGCACUCUCCUCAGGUAACUGGACUGAUGGCAUCAACUUGGCUGAAGAAACCUACACGCGACCAUACAAGCCAUCACCAGGGGACUACCACUUGCUGGGAGAUACCAGGAUGACAUUCAUAGGAUGAAUUGGAGGAACGUGAAGCAAGUCCUAGGUGGCAGGUGUAAUGCUCAAUUCAAGUUAUGGAGCGGGUGCAUCGGACAUGAUAUGGUCCGUCCUGAUGACAUACUUGUUCCCGCAAAGUAGCUUAAUAUGUCUUUAAUUAUCGGAUGGAUUGAUCCAAGUGCUGGGUGAACACUAUCGAUUACUUUGUUUUAAGCUCUCCAUGGCAUGGAUGGAACACUAGCUUGUACUGGAAGUGUGACUUGGUUUCGGUGGCCAUUUGAACUGCAGAAGCUGUGAUUCUCUUCUCGGUUAUUUCCUGCUGCUCUAGUUCGCUGCAUUUGAUCAACCAUGCUUAAAUUUGCUUUGUUC